AUGGCCACCUCGACUGGCACCGGGUGGGCUCAGCUCCGGCAGCAGGCCCGCUCACUGGAAACCCAGACCGAAACCCUCUUCCACUCCUACGCCCAAUAUGCAUCCAUGACCAAACUCCCCCCGACACCAUCAGAAGAUGAACUCCGCGUGGAAUCGCAACUGAAAGAACUCCUCGAAAAGCGCACAUCCCUAAUCUCCCAACUCGCCCGCCUCCUCGACUCCGAAGCAACGCUAACCUCCUCGGCCCUAAAACAAAACAACCUCGCCCGCCACCGCGAAGUCCUCUCCGACCACCGCCGCGAGCUCUCCCGCCUCUCCGCCGCAAUCACCGAGUCCCGCGACCGCGCCAACCUCCUCUCCAACGUCCGCUCCGACAUCAACGCCUACCACGCUUCCAACCCCGCCGCCGCAGAGGCCGACUACAUGCUCGAGGAGCGCGGCCGCAUCGACAGCAGCCAUAACGUCAUCGACGGCGUCCUGAGCCAGGCGUAUGCCAUCAAUGAGAACUUCGGGUUGCAGCGCGAGACCCUGGCGAGUAUUAAUCGGCGGAUUGUCGGUGCCGCGGGCCAGGUGCCGGGUAUGAAUGCGUUGAUGGGGAAGAUUGGGUCGAAGAGGAGGAGGGAUGCGUUGAUUCUGGGGGCGUUUAUUGGGGUUUGUUUUUUGAUGUUGUUGUUUUUGAGAUGA
Molecule: messenger RNA, 684 nt
Organism: Aspergillus melleus
Lineage: Eukaryota; Fungi; Ascomycota; Eurotiomycetes; Eurotiales; Aspergillaceae
Gene: GOS1
Product: putative vesicle transport v-SNARE protein Gos1
Exons: 3
Coding region: 1-684 (227 amino acids)
Biological process (GO): endoplasmic reticulum to Golgi vesicle-mediated transport; vesicle fusion
Cellular component (GO): Golgi medial cisterna; SNARE complex; Golgi membrane
Molecular function (GO): SNAP receptor activity
Source: RefSeq, a predicted model, not a curated record